CUUGUACUUGUAGUCUUCAAUGUGGUAAUCGUGUUGCCCAGAAAGGAGCUACAUAUCCUAUUGAGGUUGGUCUUAGAUCUUUAUUUAUUGUUGGUCAUGCUUAAAGACAUUCGUAGUGUUUUGCAGGUAUUCCGCACAUGUGAUGGACGAGGUUGGGCUGUAAGAGCAUUGAGAAAUAUCCGUAAAGGAGCAUUCAUAGGAGAAUACACUGGAGAACUGCUCAGCGAUGCAGAAACAGCAAGGCCAGAGCGGACUGACACGUAUUUCUUUGAGACAAGAGUGGGUGAGAGGCUGUAUACGGUAGAUGCUCGCCUUUAUGGAAAUUUCACACGAUUUAUCAAUCAUAGUUGUAGACCAAAUGCCACGGUAGGUAUGGUCGUUUGGGAGGCGCAGCUAGAACAACUCAACCAUAUUUGUAUAUUUGCCACAGAAAAUAUUCCGAGAGGAAAAGAAAUUACCAUAUCCUAUGGGCAAUCAUGGUGGGAUGCCAAGGUUUCUUCCGAUAAGCUUUACAUAUUUCUUGUCUAA
Molecule: messenger RNA, 528 nt
Organism: Strongylus vulgaris
Lineage: Eukaryota; Metazoa; Nematoda; Chromadorea; Rhabditida; Strongylidae
Source: the annotation of a GenBank genome assembly